Messenger RNA from Nymphalis io (European peacock), 5588 nucleotides. It is a transcript of the gene Zdhhc8, whose product is annotated as palmitoyltransferase ZDHHC8. The record is from RefSeq and is a predicted model, not a curated record. Gene Ontology annotation, biological process: protein palmitoylation. The coding region runs from base 75 to 1733 and encodes 552 amino acids. Gene Ontology annotation, molecular function: palmitoyltransferase activity. The transcript is spliced from 9 exons. Lineage: Eukaryota; Metazoa; Arthropoda; Insecta; Lepidoptera; Nymphalidae.
UAGGCGCGGCCAUGUUGGUCUGUAGUGAAUAAAAUCAAGAUAAUCCGUUUUUAGGGAAAUAAAAUAGACACAAUAUGCCCAAAUGCGACCUCAAAACGAGAUACAUCCCUGCGACCUUCGCCUGGACUUUACUCUUGGGCACGACGUCUCUGUUUUUUUAUUUUCCCUGCCAGUAUUAUCUCCACAAGCAUCCAUGGAUUCCUGCAUACCAAGGUGUCAUAACGUUUUUUGUUUUGGCCAAUUUUACACUGGCCACUUUCAUGGACCCGGGAGUUAUACCAAAAGCUCCACCUGACGAGGAUCGCGAGGAUGACUUCCGAGCGCCGCUGUAUCGCAGCGUGGAGAUAAACGGCAUAACGGUGCGCAUGAAAUGGUGCGUCACGUGCAAGUUCUACCGACCGCCGCGGUGCUCCCACUGCUCCGUGUGCAACCACUGUAUAGAAACUUUCGAUCACCACUGUCCGUGGGUGAACAAUUGCAUCGGAAGGCGGAAUUAUAGGUUCUUUUUCUUCUUCCUAAUAUCGCUCUCCAUACACAUGCUGAGCAUAUUCGGGCUCAGCCUCUACUACAUCAUGAAUAACAACAAGACGCUCACGCAGGUCGAGCCUAUUGUAUCUAUGGUUAUAAUGGGUAUAAUCGCACUACUCGCGAUUCCCAUAUUCGGUCUGACGGGUUUCCACAUGGUGCUGGUGUCGCGCGGUCGCACCACCAACGAGCAGGUUACGGGCAAGUUCACGGGCGGAUACAACCCCUUCUCGAGGGGCUGCUGGUACAACUGCUGCUACACGCAAUUUGGACCGCAGUAUCCUAGCCUGGUCCGCCCGUCGAAGUACGUCUACAAGAGCGGCAAGAAGCGUCGCGGUGCGAGCGGUGCCGCCAUCUCCACGAUCGCGGACGCGCCGCACGCGCACGCGCACGCGCAGGUAAAGACCUACACCGCGGACAACGGCUCCGCGCACCGCCCGCUCGGCGCGCACGCGCACUACAACAAGCUGUCCCCCGGUCGCGAGGAGCACGAGGGCGAGCUGGAGGGCCCGGGGGCCUCCCAGUCGGCAGACUGUGAGCCAACGCCGCCGCCUCUGCAGCGCCGGGGCUCCGCCGCCAACCUUUUCCCGCCCGCUGAGUCGCACCACCACCUACCGCCCCGGCCGCACCACUACCCGAGGCUCAGUCCGCUAUCAAGAAAUACGAGUCAUGGCGGCACAACGACGUCAGGGUACCGGGUGGUAAUGGAACCUCUCCGGUACGACACGGGCUCGAAUGGGGGAGCUCGACCAUCUCCGACUAUGCAGCAGAGGAUCAAAGCGUUAGGGGUUCCGACCCCUCUGGCUGUCAGCAGCCCGGUGCGGAGGUCCAACCCCGGCACGCCGACGCAGCCGCGCCGGCCCGACUUCAUCGGCGUGCGCGCCUCGCCCCAGCGCCGCUUCCUGUCCGAGGGCGAGCUGCUGCGCGACGCGGCCGGGCCCGCGCCGCCGCACGACGUGCGCGAGCUGGCCGCGUCCCCGCAGCGCGGCACGUACCUGUGGGCCGAGCGCCCGCCGCCCGCGCCGUCGCCGCACGCGCGCCGCCGCGCCGCGCCCGCCGCGCCGAUCGCCCCGCCCGCCCCGCGCCCCGCGCGCCCGCUGUCCUUCAUCCGCGCGCUCGAGGUGCAGGACCAGCUGGAGCGCGCGCCGCCGCCCGACCCUCCCGACCGCGCCUCCAUCUACGACUGCAACUACGAGAUCUCUGUAUGAGUGUCGGCCGCGCCCCGCGCUGACUUUUGACUCCCUAUUUUCGGAAUAGGCCAGUUUAAAACCGAUCGACCGGACUUCGGGGCCGUCCGGAGGCUCCGGCGAUUCCAAAGAUUGUCUACUCCCCUCCCUCCCCCGCUUACGCACAAGGUUGGCCGAGGCCGUGCGAGUGCGACGGCCGUGUGACGGACCGGCGCGCGGUCGGCGUCCGAGUGAUUGUGUGUCGUUGUAAGUGUUUAGGUAAGAAUUGUUAGGUGUAAUUAGAGUUUUAUAUUUAUGUAUAUUUGUGAGCGAUCUGUGACGUCGAGACGCUUAUUUAUUAGUCUGGAUUCGUUGUGUAAAUAGUCCCCCAGUGUUGUGAUUUCGUGAUGACGUAAUUAUAUUUUAGAACAGACGGUGAGUCGUUCGAUCUGUCUGUGUAUGUAUUUCGGAAGAAUAUAUCACGAUUAGAGAUGGAAAUUGACUGAAUCGUAAAUCUGCCUCAAUUUAUUUUAGAUAACUGAGAUUCAAUUUCGCGCAAGAAAAAUAUUAAAUCAACCCUGACUGCUAUUUUUAAAAACAAUUUGUAUGACUAAAUUUUAAACUAAAUUGGCAGUAAAAAUUGACAUUUAAAAAAAGUUUGUGCCAAAUAUAUUGUAGACAGCCAUAGCCAUAGAUAAGGCAGUUAUUUUAUUUCAGUUCCUAAGAAAUUAAAAUUUUGUGCUCACGGUGACGCGUCAAAGACAACGCAUUUAGUGUAUAGAAUUGAAAUUUGAUAAUAUAGAGUUAAUCAUUUUAAAAAUAAAUUAGACGAUUUGAGUUGAACAGUUUUGUUGAAAUAUUUGAAUGCUUAAAUAACUAACUGAUGUCUUAAAAUCUUUGCCUUUAUUUCCAAAACGAUAUCUCUAGCUAGGAAAAUAAUUAAUAAAUAUCUUCAAACUUUUAAAAUUUUGUAAUUUAUUAAUAAUUAUAUCAUAACAAUUUGUUAUUUUUUUUAAUUUUUUUUACUUUUUUUUAAUUAAUCAAGAUAUGAUAAAUGUAACGUCAAAUUGACUCAAGAUCUCAUAGAAUUUUAUAAAUUCACGAUUCGUACUUAGAAGAUUUCGAUUUUAAAAAAUAUAUAGGGUUGGAAAAAUAUAUGACAUGAGAAUUUUAAUGUCCAUAAAAAUGCAAAAAAAAAAUUGUAUAAAUCUGUGUGUGAAUUUUAAAUAAAAUAUGAAGCGUUUGAAAACUUCUAUUUGUAAUCAAUCGUGUGUAUAUGUGCAAUUUUUAAAAAUAUUAUCCCACAUAUUAUAACAUUUACUUACGAAAGCAAAUUAAGACUGGCAACACUGGAAUGUCUACUGUAUUGCCAUUGUAUUACAGUAACAUGCCUGAAUAAUUAAUGGAAAGUUAUUUAUUAAUAAAUAUAUAACCGUGUGGACAGAUUCAAUAUAGGUUUAACAUUUUUUUUAAAUGUUAGAUGAUAAUUAUUUUCUUGUAAAUAAGUUAAUAUAUUUAUUAUAUUUUUACCAAUUAAAUGUACCAAGUCAUUAGAUAAAUAAAAUACUUUCAUUGAAUUAUUCUAUCAUAUGCGUAGCAGCACAUUAGAGAUUAAUUAUAUAAAAUGUUUAAUUUUUUUUAACAAUGCUUGUAAUCCUAUAACUGUGUACAUAUAAGCUUUUCAAUUGAAUAGACUUGAUGAUAAAUAUUCUAUAAUGAACAAUACACUAUGAUAUGCCAAUCACUUUAAAUUAUUUCAAUGAACAGAAAUAUGUGUAUAUACAUUGUACUUAUAUAAAAAAUUUAAACGAAACUAUGAAAAAGUUUUAUUUGCAAAUUUAACUUUUUAGUAUUUAAACUUCACUGCCUCUCUGCCUACAUCAUCCUCUCUGUCUUCUCUGCCUACAUUUUUUGAGAGAUUAAAAAAAAAAUAGUAUUUAGUUUUAAUAGUAAUAUUAUUUUAUCGCUUCAUUUAUAUAUUAAACAUGUUUAAUAAAAGACUAGGAUAGCUUACUAGCUAUCCUAGUCCUACGAUACUUCGUGUGGAAUCAUUUAAAUAAAUGGUAGCCACUCCAAAACCAAUGCGCUUGUGGGUACCAUUUAUUUAACACACUAAUAUAUAUAUAUAUAUAUAUUGUUAUAUAAAAAUCUCAAAUGUGCUGUGUUAUUAUAUGAUGUGGUACAACAAAUAGUUGUUUAUUACAAUAAGGAGUCCAUUGUAAAUAUAAUAUAUUUAUCAAUUAAUAUAAGAUUUGUACAAUAUAUAGAUAGUUAUAUGUUAAUGUUUAUUAGAUAUAGAAAGAAACACAAAUGUAACUUCUUCAUAUAUAUAAUAUUUAUAUAAAAUUAUGUUUGAAUGUACAGGUUGAUAGACACAUCUAUAUAAUAAGAUUGAAUAUGUAAAUAUCAUAUAUAAUUAUAUAUAAGAAAUCAAAGUAUAUACUGUGUAUCGUUAAUGUUACUAUAUAUGGUAUGUGUUCUUUAUUCGUGUAUUUGUUUACGGUGCCAGUAACUAGUAUCGGUUUUCCUCUAUUGACAUAUCAGUAGAUAUUUUUUUAACUCAGGGUACUAACUACAGCUGAUUAGAAAACAAUGUUUGUCUAAUAAUGUUAACAUUUUUUUUUUUUAGAAGUCAUAAUUAUAGAGUUUCUGUUAUUAAAUUUUAAAAUAAGAAUAUCUCAAUUAGACCGAUUAUUAUAUUUUGACUUUUUUUUUUUUAAAUUAAAUAUUGUUCUUUUUAAAGUAAUCGAGCUUACGAUCAGUACUGUAUUUUUACAAACAAUGUCUAAGGGAAGCUUAUUUUAUAUAAGUAUGUUUUGGUGGUAAGGACGUGCAAUUAAUUAUUUAUUUGACUUCGCAAUAAAGUAUGUAUAUAUUAUUUGAAAUAUACACUGUAGUAUGGUACCCAUUCAAUCUUCAUAUUCUUUAAAUUUCAAAGGUCUAGAAAAAAAAACAUUACCCUCCUUCAGACCCCGCUGUAGUCGGGUAAUAAUGUGUAUAUGAUUGUAUUUUAAAUUUAAAAAUAAAAGGGCAAUACCGUAUUAUCAAACUCUCAGUAAUGUCGUGUUAUUUGGAUGACUAUUAACUCCCCUCAAAAAUGUUAAAAGUAAGCUGGUAAUUAAAUAUUACUUUUAUCCUUCCAUUACUUGAAGAGAUGUUGUUUCUUCGAAUUUUCACAUUCCGUACUUCAAGACUUCAAGCUUUAUAUUAUCUGCCAUGUUGCGUACUUAAUUUACGCAUUUUUUUGUCAUUUGUCACUUAUUUGUUAACGUUAAAUAAUUAAGAAUUGACAACAUUUUAGUGCAUUUGUUCAUAUUCAUUGACGCAUUUUAUUACUUACCAAAGACAACUUGUAUUGUUUUUUAAUGUUUUAUACUAACCUACUUAUACUUGAAUGACAAUAGACUAUUUGUUGUUAAUUCUUUAUUUUCUUCUUGUCGGAUAAAUUAUUUCGUAUAAAAUUAAUUUUACGUGUGUGAUACAAUUUAGAUUAAAAAAAAAGAACAUAAUUGUGGCUGUCAUAGUUGCGUAUGAAUGUCGCCUUCCGAUGAGAAUUUGAACUUAAGUAUUAUUUCAUGUUGAUUUAUUGUUCACAUUUUCUUCUAUUCGUUGUGAAAUAGUAUUUUACAUAAGAGUUACAAAAGUAGAUUUUAGUGAUUUGACAUUAUUAUAGCUCAAAGUGUGUCUGAGGGUCGAGUCCUGUUAGCAGUCUAUCACGGUUAUUUAAGAUAAACAUGUAUAUUAAUAGUACCUCUUCAGAAAUCGUUAUUACCUAUGUGUAUGUGACAGUGUUUUAUUUUUGUAUUUUGAUAAAAUUUGUGUAAAUAAUUUUCUUAUUUUAUUGAUAUUAAACUCGAUUAAUCAAGCUGUGUUUGAUUAAAUUAAAGAAAUUUAUAA